AUGGAAACCAAGCUCAUACUGCUCGUAUUCUUCUUCGUCUUUCAACUUAGAACUUCUAAUGGAUUAUAUGUUAAUCCAACACUGCUACGGCCUGAUACGGGAGCUGUUUGCUUGACUGGGAAGCCAGCAUCAUAUUACUUUCUCGAGGGAUUUGGCAAGGGAAUUCACAAUUGGCUAGUAUAUCUUCCUGGAGGAGGAUGGUGCGCCACUCCUGGAGAUUGCAUCAAAUAUGCUAAUGAUAAAAAUAUUACCAUAGAUCCAGUACCAUACUAUUUUGGUACUAUUCUGGGCAAUAACAAAGAAAAAAAUCCAGAUUUCUUUGACUGGAAUAAAGUUGUUAUCACUUAUUGUGAUGGCUCAUCAUUCACAGGCAACUCCCAAACAAUUUACAAUGGCACUAAUCUCUACUUCAAAGGUGCUAGGAUUUUCAAUGUUGUUAUGCAAGAAUUGCUUCAAAAAGGGAUGGGAAUGGCCCAAAAUGAAUCUACUAAGUCAUUACCCAAAACUUGCACAUCGAGAUUAAGUCCACAUAUGUGCUUCUUUGCUCAUAAUGUGCAGCAAGACAUCCAAACUCCUAUCUUUUUCUUGAUGUCUGCAUUCGAUAUUUUUCAGGUGUCAUCAACUUUUAUACACAAUGAAACAAUACAAAAUUGCAUUGUGAAUGAAACUGCUUGUUCAAGUGAGAUUUAUAAAGUCUUACAAGAUCUAAGACUAGAAUUGUUAAGUCUAUUGCCGAAUCAAUCGAAUUCUUCAUCAAAAGGGGUCUUGAUCACCUCCCCUAAGGCUCAUGGACAAAUACAAUCUGCUAACUGGUACUUAGACAUGGUCAUUGAAGGGAGUAAUGAGACAAUUGCAAAAUUAUUUAGAGAUUGGUACUUUGACAAUAGAGACGUUCAUAUAAUUGAUAAAUAUCCAUAUCCGUAUUCCAAAAAUUUUUCAACAGUACCAAAUAACAGUCUCACCUGA
Messenger RNA from Ipomoea triloba (trilobed morning glory), 966 nucleotides. Its product is annotated as pectin acetylesterase 8-like. The record is from RefSeq and is a predicted model, not a curated record. Gene Ontology annotation, molecular function: pectin acetylesterase activity. Bases 1 to 966 code for a protein of 321 amino acids. Gene Ontology annotation, biological process: cell wall organization. Lineage: Eukaryota; Viridiplantae; Streptophyta; Magnoliopsida; Solanales; Convolvulaceae. The transcript has 11 exons. Gene Ontology annotation, cellular component: plant-type cell wall.